GUCCGAAUUGGGCCAACGUUUUUAGUAUGUAGGAGUAGGAUCUAGCAGUAGCACGUAGCAGUAGCAUGUAGUAUCCGAACGGGCAGUUCGGACGCAGCAUGUCUCUCCAGGUUUAUUUUGAGUCUGUGGGUGGGUGGGGCUCUGACGCUGACCAAUCAGAAUCGCUUCAACAAACGAACUUCCUGCUCGGGACAGAGGAGCCUGAGAGCUGUUUUUUCGUCAGCUGGUCUCCUCGACUCCAAGUACGUCAAAUACUUUCCAAGAGAAGUUCGGUUAGGCCGCUAACUUCACACAGAGAGCUCGAAAAUGAGUGAACCGAGGACUCGGAUUCAGCAGCUCGAAGUUGACAAACUUUAACAGAGUCCGCUUCUACCGGUUCCUGUGGCGCUGCUGAAAAGCCUCAUGAAAGGGAGAGUUUUUAUUGUCCUAGCUUGGUGGCUAACGUUAGCUAUUUGUCUGCUGAAUUACCGAGAUGGCAACUAGAGGAGAGAUGGCUCUGCGGCAGAAGUACCGUCGCCCACCGGCGUGUAUUAAGCAGGAGCAGGAUGACGACUCGGACGCGGAGGAGACACACCUGGGUCUGAGGAGAUCCGACGGGCUGGAGUCUCAGAUCAUCCACAGCGGACACUUCAUGGUGUCCUCUCCACACAGCGAGCACCCCCCGAAGAAAGGCUACGACUUCGACACUGUCAACAAACAGACCUGUCAGACUUACCACUUUGGCAAGGCGAGCAUGUCACACCUGUCCAUAGACGCCUCCCUCACCAAACUGUUCGAGUGCAUGACUCUGGCGUACAGGUAGGUGUUACAACACACCUGAACUCCCACGAGAACUUCAUUUCAACCUCAGUUAUGCUGCACGGGUCCUCCACUAAAAUGCAUUAGGUUUGCAGGAAUACUUUAAUGCAUGCACGGGACACCCUGACCCGAAACUGCAGUCACGAGGCUCCUUUUCAUGGAACUUCCUGCUUGACCAACCAUGAUCUGUUAGUGGAGUGGAGUGGUGACAGGAGUCCUCAGCUGAAGUGUGGCAUUCUUAUCACCACUUAAAAUGUCUGUAAAAGUCUUUUAAAACUAACUCAACACACACAGAUACAUAUUAUCACAGUUCAAUUAUCAUAACUCAUUAUUAUUAUUAUUAAAACCUUUUAUCCUCAAUAAUAUUUGUAUUAGUUUUAUACAGAUUAUACAAAGGAAACACAUCACAAACACCCCCUUUCCCUCAAAACCUGCCUACUGCGGGAUAUUCCUAUUACUGUGCUUAAAUAACAAAAAUAUAUAUUAUACAUUAUAAUAUUUAUUUAUAAUAAAUAAAUAAAUCAAGAAAGUACAAGUAAGUGCUGGAAUUCAGGUUUUGUAGAUCUUGAAAUACGUAAGAUGUUGAGGAAUAAAAAGUAGAAAGAGAAUAAGUUCAAUGAACUACUGUAUGUUAAGAGAAAUACAAAUGUAGACAAGUCCCUGAAAACUGAAAAAGUCCAUAAAGGAGUGUAAUUGUCAUUUUAAUAUCUUAGAACUGCUUAAGGUGCCCCCCACAACAGACUUUCCUACCAACAUAUCAGUUUUGUGAAUCGUGAUGUCUAGACUUCCUAAUUUCCCAGCAAGAUACAACAUCCUGCGGGAUUCUCCAGGUGUGAAACAUCCCCACCACCAUCCCAGGGGGGUAGAGUGACGGUCCCCACAGAAAACAAAAGAUGCCAACAUCAAAAAGCCCCAUUCCUUGCCCUCUGAGGGGCGGUCCUCAAGCAUAAAUGUUCAUGUUUCCCCAUGUCCUGGGUCUUUCUUGAUUCUGACCGCUCGGAUGCAGAUUGACCUUUUCUUUGCAAAGAAAAUAAAACCUUGCCGGCCGGCAGAAGUCUCUAUUUCAUUCUUCACCAGCAGCAACGGGAAAAAACUUCCACGACAGGAGAUAAGAAUUUAAAUUGUAUGGUUUUAAAACAUCACAGAAAUAUAAUAUUUCAAAAAGAAAACAGCUAGAAGAGGAGAGAGCUGAUUCAAAAUGAUGAGAGUUUCUGAAUGUGGUCUAGAAAAGGUCUGCAGAUCUUUUCGAAUUUUCUGUCAUUACCCGCACCCGAGUAACGAAUCUUCUCAAGGUCCGAACAAGACAUAAGGUCUUUCAGCCACUGACCAUGAGUGGGCGGGGCAGCAUCCCUCCAUCUAAGGAGAACCGCACGUCUGGUCAGGAGGGAGGCAAACGCUAGGGUUCGGCUCUUAGUGGCCUUUAUUUAACCAGGUUUGUCCCAUUGAGAUUAGGGGUGCACCGAUCACAAAUUUCUAGCCAAUCACCGAGCAACAAUCUUUAAAAGGCUUGAGUCAUCUGAAGAAUAUCCUCAUAAAUCGACACGUACGCACAUGUAAAGACGGCCAAUUUACUUUACUGUGUAAGACACAAUGAUGUGUUAGAGCUCCACAGUUUAUUAUAAACCUCAGAGCACCAUGAUACACACUAUCCAGCAUGUGGAGGCAUUGAACAGAGGCAGUCAUGUAUAACAUAUCAUCGUAAUCAAUAAUUGGAAGAAAGGUUGACUCCACUAGUUUCUGUUUUCACCCUAAAAGAAAAUCAGGACUGGUUUCUAAAGUAAUGGGCUGUAUCAGCUUAUCAUGAACAGGAGGCCCAACUUCACAUGACUUGAGUGAAACUUUCUAUCAACUUUAUGUUUUUGUUUUAAUUCCAGUCAAAGUAGGGCAGUUAAUGUUCAUUAAAUAGAUUUAAUUCAGAAAAACACUCGAACCUCAGAUGUACACUCUCCACAGUGGGUUCAUUGUGAGACAUUUUGUCUUGUGAGGUUGAAGCCUGAUGACGUUCAAUCACAGCUGUACUGCCAUUAAAGAGAAAGAUCUUUGUUCUAACUUUAGGUGGAGCGUGUUUAACAGGAAUUUGCCUCAAGUGUUGAGCUGAAACCACCAACAGGAAAACUCACAGGAACUUUUACCUGUCAGGUCAUAUUUGAGUCAGGGUGUGCAGCCUGCCAGCUUUGACGGUUUCUUUUUAACCACAACAGACGCCUUUUUUUUCUUUUGUUUGAACAAGCAAGAGGCGCAGUUUCAGACUUGUGUACUCAUUUUUUCAUAAAUAGUCAUAUUGUCUUUUUUUUUUCUUAGCUGAACCACUGAGAGUAGACUCUGUGGUUUGAUUCCUGUUUUCAUGUAAUGACCUGAAGAAAGAUUAUGGACCCAAAAUGCUCAAAAGAAAAUAGAUGAUGUGGUUUUGAAGAAAGUGAUGAUGAACUGAGACAGUACUUGCAGGAUGAAUUACUUUUGUUUGUGGCCGGCAGCUUUCCCAGAAGGUGAGAGUAGAUAUGCUCUCAAAACCCUUUGCUGAACCUUUUGUUUCGUCUCUAUUGCUGCUGAAACUUUUUAGACGAAAGUGAAAUAUGAUAAGUUCUCCAGCAUGAUUCAUUGUUUAUAUGCAGUUACAGUUUGGAUACAAAUCAAAUGUUGGGAAGUUGUUUAAAAAAAGAGGGGGGUGUAUUAUGCUACCUCUGGUUCUCUGUUUACAGGUACAGUACAGGCCAAAAGUUUGGACACACCUUCUCAUUCAAUGCAUUUUCUUUGUUUUCAUUACUAUUUAAAUUGUAGCUUCUCAAAACUAUGAAUGAACACAUGUGGAAUCAUGUGCUUAAGAAAAAAGUGUGAAAUAACUGAAAACAUGUUUUUAUAUUUUAGAUUUCUCAAAGUAGCCACUCUUUGCUUUUUUGAUAGCGCUGCAAACUUUCGCUGUUCUCUCAAUGAGCUUCAUGGGGUAGUCACCUGAAAUGGUUUUUACUUCACAGGAGUGCCUGAAGUAACCCUGACAAGGUACUUCUGUCAUCGAGAGCAAAGAGUGGCUAUUUUAAAGAAACUAGAAUAUAAAACAUGUUUUCGGUUAUUUCACACUUUUUUUAUAAGUAAAAAAUUCUACAUGUGUUCAUUCAUAGUUUUAAUGCCUUCAGUGACAAUCUACAAUGUAAAUAGUCAUAUAAAAAAAAAAGAAAAGACAUUGAAUGAGAAAGUGUGUCCAAACUUUUGGCCUGUACUGUAUAUAUAAUGUCACUGUAGCGCUGGAGCAGAGCCAGCAGCUUAGAGGAUUCCCUCUGACUUUACAAGUGGCACCAACUUGAAUUCUUUGGGAAGACUAUUUUUAGAGCAGGAAAGCACCACUACCUCUCACUGUUCUGCUGUUGUCAUUCAUCUGUAAAGGAGAACUGGGGUCUAUUUAUUUACACCGGCUGCUCUGUGAACUUUCCCCCUGUGAUACUCUUUCUGUUUCACCGAGCGAGGUCUGAAGAGUCUAAAGUUUGGUAACGGCUAUGUUUUUAAAAAGCCCAAGUUUGAAUACACUUUUAAAAAUUGCUUGGUUUUUGGGCGCCAUAAUUCAGGGGCGUGUCUAAACUGACCCAUGACCUGAAUAUUUGUGUUGUUUUCUCUCAGUCUCUUUCAUAGCAAACCAACCUCGGUGGAUUCCAGUCUACCUCAUUUCCAUUGCUAGUUCUACUUUUCAACAUUAUUCGUCAGGAUGACUUGUACCUUAUUUGUUUGUUCACUUAUGUUGUUUGCUUCUUGGCUUUUUAGUGGUAAACUGGUAUCUCCCAAAUGGAAGAACUUCAAAGGUCUAAAACUGCUCUGGAGAGACAAGAUCCGCCUUAAUAACGCCAUAUGGAGAGCCUGGUACAUGCAGUGUAAGCGCACCACACCUUCUUUGGUCAUCAUGUAGCCAUAAAUAUUGACUGUAUUGUUUGGCAUCGAGUUUGAAGUAACACUUCAAUAUCAAGGACGCCAGGAUCUAGUCUAAGAGUCUUCGUCUUUACAUUAUUAAAUCAGCAGCUUUGUUAUAUCAACAGAAAACCAGAUCCAAAUAUUUGUGGCUUGUUCAGAAGCUCUUUUCAUGGACCAGGUUUAACAUCCAGGAUCCCUCGUCUUCUUGUAUUUUGAGAAAAAAGUGUUAACAACAGUUGUGCCUUUUGUAACAACACCUAUCUGGUCUUUAUAUUACAUUGUUGUGUUAUAAAAUAUGUUAAAAUUGCCGUAAUUUGGGGGGAAAUAAAUCACAUUGACACAACAGGUGACUCCAAACUUCUGAAACGCAGCAUAGCUAUUUCUCUGUGUGCUUAAUUUUAUAAACAAAAAUCAACUGAAGGUAACCAUAAGCUUCUUUUCCUACCUGCAGAUGUGGCGAGAAGGGCGAAUCCCGUCUGUCACUUUGUGACUCCCCUGGAUGGAACUAUGGACUUGGACAUCAACCGUCCUGCAGAGGUAAUGUGAUCAUUCGUGUCAUGUGCCCUCUCAUAGAUCAGUCCUUAUUUAAGCACAUGAACAUUUAGUGUAAGGUUUUUGGUUCCCUUGUUACUUCCUUUCAUUGUGCUGUUUGUUGUUGUGCUCUGAUGAUUGUUUCCCAUCUCCCGCUCUGUUGGGCAGGCCACUGUAGCAGAGGGGAAGUGUUGGAAAAGGAGAAUUGAAAUUGUCAUCAGAGAAUACCACAAGUGGAGAACAUACUUCAAGAAAAGGGUAAAUUACUGUUCACUUUUUAUACGCACUAUAAAAUAUUAAAUAUUCUUUUAAUAUCUGUCUAUAUGAUACUCACUGAGUCUUUACAGUUACAGAAACACAAGGACGAUGACCUCUCCAGCUUACUGAAGGUAUGAACAAAUGCAUCAUGCCCAGCCCACCUUAGAUAAACGCAGCAGGUGUUUGUUUAACCAAAUGUUGUUACUGAAGUGACUGAUCCUGCUAACGCAGUCACCUUCACAACAGUCAUAUAUUUUUCACACAUCUCCAUUAACUUUGUGCACAAAGUACUUUUGACACCACCUUAGUUUUUAACUUGCUUUAAGACACAAAAGUAGUAUUAUUAACAGUGUUAAUCCUUUUUUGAAUAAAUGCAUGAAACUGUAGUUUUUCGUGUUGGCUGUACUUAACCCUGCAUGUGAGUGUGCCAUUAACCUGCUCGGUGGUUGCAUCUUAAACACUCGAAGGGACCCGAGGAGCAGAUGUCGCUGUUUGGGGAAGUCUCUCCAGACAUGCUCCGUGUCUCCUUUUAUCAGGAUGACGACACAGCUGCACGACGCCUGCCUCGAAAGCAUAACGAAACGCCCGCCCCCAUGGAGAUGGACUCCCUCUUUGACAUGGAUGUUCUGAUGUCGGAGUUUUCAGACACGUUGUUCUCCACGUUAGCCUCACACCAGCCCAUAGCCUGGCCCAAUCCGAGGGAGAUUGGUGAGAACUUCAUCAGCUGUCUUCUCAGUUUAAUCAGUAGAGACCGAUGGUUUGUACGACGGAGUAUUAGGGCCACUUUAAGAAAAAGAAAUUUAAGACUUUGAGAUUAAAGUCAUUAAUUUACGGGAAUAAAGUAAUUAUAAUAAUAAUAAUAAUAAUGCAUCAGAUUUCAUAUAGCGCUUUAUCAGAGACCCUCAAAGCGCUUUACAUUGGAUACAUCAUUCAUUCGCUCACACAGUCACACUUUUGGUGGUGGUGGAAACGUGGCUGCCAUUCUGCGCCUACGGCCUCUCCGACCACCACCACACAACACUCACAAUCAUACACCAGUGGAGGACACACACUGGUAUGUACGAGAGUAAAGUCAGAAUGAAGUCCUGAUAUUCUAACCUGCUGUUUAAGAUGCCAGCUGUUGAAAUGAGAGCCAUGGAGCAUUUCGUGAAAAUGUACUUCAAUAUAUGUUUCUCAAACAAGGAGAUACUUAAUCUUUUGGCACAUCAGCACCACAUUGUCAUAAGAAUAGUAGUAAAUGUAGUAGUUGAUUAUGACUUUAUUCGCUUAAGUAAUUUCUUUAUAACAACUUUAUUCUCAUAAGUAAUGAUUUUACUACGACUUUAUUCUCGUUAGUAAUUACUUCAUAUGACUUUAUUCUCAUAAUUACUUAAUUCAACUUUAUUCUCAUAAGUAAUGAUUUUACUACAACUUUGUCCUCAUAAUUACUCAAUUACGACUUUAUUCUCAUAAGUAAUGAUUUGACUACGACCUUAUCUUGUAAGUAAUUACUUCAUUACAACUUUACUCUCGUAAGUAAUGAUUUUACGACUUUAUUCUCAUAAUUACCUUAUUAUGACUUUAUUCUCGUUAGUAAUUACCUAGUUAUGACUUUUAUUCUCGUAAGAAAGGAUAUUAUUACCCCCUUUUCUCAUAAGUAAUGAUUUUACUACGACUUUAUUCUCGUUAGUAAUGACUUAUUCUCGUAAAUUAAUGACUUUAAUCUCGAAGUCUUAAUUUUCUCGAAGUAUUAAUUAUUUUUCUUAAUAAGACCCUUACACUCCAUCGUAGGUUUGAUCUAUGUUCAUCUUAGAUAUUGUUGUUUUCAAGCUUCUUCAUGUUUAAACUGAUUAACUACAUUUUUCCUAAUCCACAUUUCCAUCAUGUCUGACCUGCACAGCUCAUGCAGGGAAUGCAGACAUGAUCCAACCAGGACUCAUCCCCUUACAACCCAACCUUGACUUCAUGGAUUCCUUCGACCAUCUCCAAGGUAGCAGUAAGGCACCUGCCACAGCAGCAGCAGCAGCAGCACACAAGCUAAUAGUGCACACUUUAAAAUAAUCAAGCACACGUUCUGGUAACUCUGCUACAGCAGUUGGCUUAGCCUAACACAAAAGUAGUGUGGUUUUACUAACCUCUAGCUAACAUAGAGACUCUUGUUCCAGACUUAUUUCACAGCCUCCGUCAGCCCAUCUUCCCUUCUGUUUCCCCCACUGCAUCAUCUGUCACCCCUCUACCCAGCAGCAGCUCUCAGUCACAGGUAAACACCAAUCCAAGGCACAGUCCCUAACACACACCACCGUCAUGGAAGUUUGUGCGAGACUUUAUAUUCCUCCUUGAUUUAGGUCUUCUGAUUUUUGAUCCCGUUUACAAGGAUUUCUGACAAAUCUUCCACCAUCUAUCUGCCUAAAUUUAAUUUAGUUAUGCAAAAAAAAAUCAAUUUAACAUCAUAAUCUUACUAAACUUAAUUCACAUAGCACUUUUCAUACAUAACUUACUGCUGUACCUGCUUCACAUUAAAUUUGUAAUCUAGUGGGAAUCAAGAGCCGACCAAAUUAUGGAUAAACAUUUUGCUUCUUUUUCAAGCUUCCUUCAUCCUUAAAUUUUCACAUGAAUUAGUUUCUUCAGUUAGAUUUUGGAGAAAGUAUUUCAGAGCUACAGUUGGGUCCAUGAAUGCAGCUUUUUCUCGGGUCUCUGUCUGAGUUUUUAGCACACAAACAUAACUAUUUAACUCACUCCUAGGGGCUGGGUUUAUCAUUGGCAAGUAUCAAAAUGUGGUCAAAAUGUAUUAUCCAGUUAUACAGAAAACAUUGGAACACUAUAUAUAUAUAUAUAGAAGUUGUGAUAUGACCUUGUUCAUUUUCGCCCAUUGAAACCUUUAAAGGAUUUUCUUGUAGCAGCAAUAUUUUUCAGAUGGAUUUUCUAACCUCAAACUUGGGAAAUCGGUAUGGAGCUUUAUCUUGACAACUUGAGUCAUUCGCAUUCUGCAUUUGCUUGAGAUGUAAAAGUAAAGUUGAAAGUCUCAGUAUUUAGAAUCAGGAAAAGACAAAUGUGUAUUAAUGUAACUUAAACCACUAAGAACAGAGCUGUGUCUCUUCUUAAUCACGUUCCUCUCAUGAAAAAUAGAAUAAGUUUUUGUUUUUUUUUCCUUUUCCUUUGUCGUCCCUCGACAGGCCCAGCUUAUGUCCUCCAUGCAGCUUAAUACCAACCUCAUUCCCCCUCCUGGACCCCUGCCUAUCCCCACCCCCAUGGCCAGUCAGACCAGUCACACAGGUGGCAGGGAUGCUGUCUAUGUACAAAACUAUAUGCCUCUGUUUCCUGGGCAGGUGGCGCCCAGUGAAGCUGUAGUUUCCCCUCAGCCAUUGUCUCAUGGUUCUCUGGCCCAGUGCCUCUCAGAUCAGGACAUGACUUCAGCAGCAUCCAUGGUGCCUUCCCCCUUGGACAACACCUCGGCGCUGGGUGAGACUGCAGUGCCGUCGGAGAUCACACACAAAGCCCCCCGUUCUGUUACACCCAGUAUCUCAGCCACCACUUUCAGCCAGGGCUCCGAGUAUAGCUCCAUAUCCUCUCAAGCUCCCCCUCCUCCUCCGUCCCAGCUCCAGCCUUUGGCUUCUUUGCCAGCCACUCCUGUGCAGCACCCUCAGACUUUCGCCCUGCCACGCCCCUUACAGUCAACAAGUGCCAACAAGAACCGCACUGUGCAAAGGAUUGCUCCUGCUAACACAAUCCCCUCCUCUCACCUCAUCAUCACAGGUGUGAUUCCUCCUAGUUCCUGGUUUUGGGAUCUGAUUUUGAUUCUGUAUUUGAAAAAUUGUGCAUUUAACAAUGUAAAUCCUGUGUCAUUAAAAUACCAUAAAACAGUGCAAAAGCAUUUCUCAUCCAGUCAUGUAGAUUUAGAGAGAUUAGACCUGCAAUUAAACAAAUAUAUGUGUGUUUCUGCAGCUGCUUUAUGUUGUCAUAUCCCUGAGCAGUAUGUGAGACUCUGUUUAGGCCAAUAUUUGUCUCUAUCAAUUGUCUUAAUAUCUGGUAAGAUAUAAAUACAGUCUGAAUUUUGCUAAUAAGAUGAAAAAUCUGGUACAGGGAUUAUUUACCAAAGAGUUUACCAAGUGGAAGAGUCUAAAAGGACUUCUGUUUAUUGACACAAAUAAAAUAACACUUCUGUGUCUAAUUAACUCUGAUUGCACUUUCAGGCCCUUUUCAAGCUCAAGCUAAUGCUGUGAUUGUUACACCAACUCCUCUGAAGGGAGAUGUUGUGCAGAAUACAGGAGUCGUCCUCACUCCUCACCUCGCAGGAGUAAGUAUCCAGAGUUGAGGUCUUUUUGUGCAGCCAAGACAAUUUCAUUUUUAUUUUUCUCGAUUAUGUUUUGUACAGAAAUGUUAAAUUAAGCUGAAAAAACACUUAAAAGUCUUGGUCUAACAGCUGUUUCUGCUCAUGUAUUCCAGGCUCCUGGUUUUCACAUGGUGUCCCAGCAGACCCCUCAGCCCAUUGUUCCCAAAGAAAAGUCUUAUUCCUCCAGCCGCAAAAACCAAAAAGCCUCAUCUAGUGUCGGUGAGUGACUGUGCUCCACAGAGACAGAUAAAAAUCACUAACUGAUUAUUGCAAGUUUUACAGUUUUGUUUUCUAUUCAGUUCACAGUCAACCAGGAUCAGGUCAAGGAUCGCCAUGUGGGUUAGAUCAAGUGCCCAGCCCACAGGCUCUGAUCAGCAGCAGCAGUACCCCGCUAGUAAAGAAUGAACAGAAUCAGGUUUGUGUGUUUAAGUUUCUGAGAGGUGGGGUAGUCAGGAUCUGAGGAAGAGGGAGAAAUCUUGAAUGUAAACUCUACCCCUCCCAACCAGUUAGCCCCGCCCACAAACAGACGCUCCUGCUCGCUCGUAUCAUUUCAAUUAAAUUCAGAUAUAAUGCAGAUAAAUACUGAAGAUAAUUACAAAUGGGGCCCAGUCAACGUGAAAGUAAAAAGCAUUGGUGCUACUGUAGAUGCCAACAGACUACCAGCAAACACAAUGUUUGCAGGACUUCUACAACUAGGAUAAAGUGACAUAGUCCAGGACCCGAGGGAGGACAGUUUAGCGAUGGCGCUACAACACGCUACAGCAGGUCCGUUUGACAAGAAACACUUCUGUUACAGACACUUGUCUUACUUUGUUAAAGCGGUUUACCUGUCCAGCAGAAAGGUUACAGGGUCACCAAGAUCCCGAAGUGUCCCCCCCGUUGUUUAUGCGUCAUUGACGUUGACCCGGCUUUUUUAGCUCUUGUCCGGUCUACCUCCUUUUUAAGCGCCCGUUUUUCCACCAGAGUCUCCGGUAUUUACUCCGUUUUCUUGCUUGUGUUGGUCGUCGUGGCUAAAGGAGGAUUCAGACAAGUUUCUGUACUUUCUGGUUGGUUUCUACUGUCAGAUAUUGUAGCACGCUAACUUUGUUUGGGCUCGUGCACGUUAUCCGAGGAUGUGGAGCAUGCCUCGCAACACGAGGGAGCAGCGUCUGCCUCACAACCAAUCAGGUCGGGGAGGUGGAGAACGGCUUUGAUUACAGUCAAAAAGAGUGGACCAUUAAAAAAAUGUAAAAAGUUGACUAUAUAGGCAUAAGAGAACACAGCGAUAUCGUUAUAUUCCCAAAUGUUAUCAAUAACUAAUAGCUAUUGACUGAUAUUAAAAGCUUUUUUGUAAAUAUUCCACAAAAUAAAAAUGCAUCUUUAACGACUUCCUGCCUACCCCACCUUUUAAAUCGUAUUAGUUUCCAAGUUUAUGCUGAGUUUUAGUCCUCGGAGAUAAAGUGCAAAGCCUUCACAGGAUUGAGCAAUAAUGAAAACAUCUGAAAUAUGACUGAGAGGCACAUUCAUGUGUUGAGCUCUGUCCAUAGAAGUACAUAAAUCCCACAGUAGAUGAAGUUAUCAGACUGACUUUUAUAACCUGGUAAAUGAUAAAGCUCUUAUAUAACAUCUGCCACAUUUCAUCUUUUCGACCAAUAUAUGACCCCCUCCUACACACAUGCACACACACACCCAUGAUAAACCAUGAUAAAUGUAUCAUCUCCUCUCUGCUUCUCUGUGACAGGGCCGUAGGACAACACACAUAACAUCUGAACAAAAGAGACGAUCAAACAUAAACAUCGGCUUCAAAACACUCUGCAGCCUCGUACCCACGCUGAAGUCGCAAUCAAAUGUAAGUGUCCCUUUCUCUCUGCUCGUUACCGUUUUUGACAGUGUUUAAGCUGAGUAUUUCCUUCUCUGUAUUGUUCACAAUUUAAUCAAUUAUCCUCUCUUCUUACCGUCUCAAUAAACUUCAUUUAGAUCAGUAAUGCAGUCACGUUGCAGAAGACAGUGGAGCACAUUGGGAAGCUCCAGCAGGAGAGGUCGCAGUUACAGGAGGAGGUCAAGAGACUACGAGAGGAGAUCGAGGAGCUCAACACCUCAAUAAAGUAUUUGAAAACAACAUUUUACUCAACAACAUCUCUCCUGUAGUGAUACAAAAAUAACCAACACUUUACAUGAAGUAACUCACUGCUGCUUCCUCCUCUGCUCUUUCAUUCCCAGCUUGUGUCAGGAGCAGCUUCCUGCAACAGGAGUGCCCAUCAAGCGGCAUCGCAUCGACCACAUGCAGGAGAAAUUCAGUGAAUACGUGAAGAACCGAACUCUUCAGAACUGGAAGUUCUGGAUUGUAUCCUUUAUUCAGAGAGUUGACGUGAUUACUUCUCAGAGAAAACAACAUUUUACCUGACCAGAUAUGAGGUGAUAGUUACACAGUAAAGGUAGAGAUCAUAAGAUGUAAAGAUAAUUACAAUUCUUCUCACCUCUUGAAAACAUGUUUCACUUUUGUGCAACUUAAACAUCCAAUUGAUGCAGAAAGUGGAUUGACAGAAACUACAGGCAUAGAUAUUUGGGUGAGGAACUCAAAGAAUUGAUCUCAGCUCACACGCGUUGACUCCCGGUUGCUUCAUGAUCCUUGACUGAAGUCCAUUUAGUUCAGCAUCAUCAUCAAGCCCCUCUUUGACUCAUUCAACGGGAUCGUGUCGACUACAAACCAAGCCGAACUCUUUCAGACCACGCUGCAAUGGCUGGAUCAUCACUGCACUCUCCGAGCGCUUAGACCCAGUAAGUCAAACAUGGAAACAGACGAAUGCAAAAAUUUACAGCGCAGUGAAAGUGCCUUUUAUUGCACGUGCAUCUGUAUUGCUGCAUAAUCCCCUCAAAUUUGAUGAUAAAGUGAAUGAUUUAAACCUCGAUUUUUGUUUUCCAGUGGUGCUGAGUACCCUCCGCCAGCUGAGCACAACCACAUCUAUACUCAGUGAUCCAUCCCUGCUGCCUGAAGAAGCCAUCAAAGCCAUCACGCACACAGACGUGUAGCCGUGCUCUCAGACUAAGCGAAACAACUCGGUAAUAAGCAAAAGUACAUAUCACUACUUUACAUUUUCUUCGUUCAGCAAGGAUCCCAAGUCUUCCACAGAUGCAUUACUUCCCUGAAAAAUGUCUGAAGCAGCAUUUUGACUCUGUGUGGAUGCUGGUUUUACACUUAUGUUGAUGUUAAAUUGAAUAUUGAGGAUGGUGCACACAGGAAGCUCCUCCUUUGACAUCAGUCAUUGUGCAAAAAGUAGUUUUUUUUUAUUUAAUGUUUGAGCGACUGCUCCUGCCUUCGCCUACUUUAGGAAAAGAUCUUUAAAAUAUUUCAUUAGAAGGCGGUGCUGGUGGUUUGCUUUUAGAACAACAGUAUAUAUUUAAACUUUAUCAUAUGUAAACAGAAAUGUGUUAAAAAGGGAAAUAUUGAGUGAUUGUCCAUUUUGUUUUGUUUCUUUUCUCUCAGAUGUAUAAAGUGUUUGUUUGUGAUGCUUUUUUUAUCACAAAGGAAAAUAAGAUAAAUGUUGGUUUUUACGGCGCUAGCUAGCAGUAUAGUUUGUGUUUAUUUUGGAGGGUUUUGAAACCUCCCAGAAGGGCUUCACAUCAGAAUGUCGAGGGUUUCCUGAAACAUUUGUUGAGUACUUUAAAGAGGGAUGAGAAAUCCAUCCCUCGUUUACUCAGGGGAAUGUUAUGUUGCCAGUGAACAGUUGUAGUUUCCUGGAGUUUUCCGUCCAUGCUGAACACUUACAGUCGUGCUGCGCUCGCUCACAACAGUCCUCAUAGGUACAGUAUGUCACACACGUGGGUCUCUACUGCAAGCUGGAGCAACAGUUCCUUGCAGCUCACUCAAGGAUAGACUCUUCAUGAACAUGCACAGUGUUAGAAGAUCUCAGCUGAAUGCACAGCAGCUGUGGGCGUCUUUUCUCGUCUUUGCUGCUCACUCAGGGCUGUGCUGAUUGUCAUGAUUCAGCUCUGAACAAAUGGAUCGUGCUCGGCAGGAAAACCUGUUGUCUGUGUGGUUUUGAUGUUUCCGUGCUGUUAAACUCAUUAUUUUGUGUGUUUUAAUGGCAGAAAAAAAAUCUGUCUGCAUUGCUUGAAGAAACAAAACAGAACAAAAGCCAUAUCAGACGAGUGUCCCCGUCCAUUCUGUUCACUUUUCAGAGUCAUUUUUUAACAUGAUCGCUGAAUUCUUGAGAGGAGGCCUUCUUUUAGUCAGCACUUCUGGCUUUCAUCAGCCGAUAAACUAAAGUGACCUUGGGUAUCUCUGCAGGCUGAUCAGUCUUCCUGUAUUUUUUUUUUAACCUUUUGGUUCAGCACUCCUCAGGCGGACAGAGUUGGUUAUCGGUGUUUGUGCUUUCUUUUCUGCAGAACUACUGAGUUUACUCGUCAGUUUUUACAGUUGCAAAAUGCACCACUCAUGGUUCAUAUUUAACGAUCGUGCAGCUUUUUUCUGUGAAGUCUUUUAUUGUGGAUUACAAAUGUUUCUAAACUGAGUUUUUACUUCUCUACAUGUCAAGACAAACUCUCCAUGUUGCUUUCUUUGCAUUAAGUUACAGGCAAUAAUCAAAAGUGAAACUUUUUUUCAGCAUUCAAGGCAGGGAGGUUUAUUUUAUGUCAAACGGCCACGUUUUCAUGAGUGUGUUUGGGGUUCUUUAGCCUUUAUUUUGAAAGGACAGCUAGUGAGGGAGAUGGGGAAAUGUAGGGAGAGAGUGGAGGAUGACAUGAGACCCCUGCUCUACCAGCUGAGAUGAACCAGCUGGCCUUAAGGUGGACAAAUUGAAGCAGUGUUUCUUUUUACACUAAGAAAUUCAAAAAGCACACGUGAAUGCAGCUUUUAUGAAUAAAGAGUUCGUUCUUAGCUGGAUAAAUCUUUCCCCUUCAGAUGAUAAAACCUGUGAUUUUACCCCUAAGUUGUGUGAGGACAUUUUUUCUCUGAUUUUAAGUGUGUCACCGACUUUUAUUUGUUGUUUCUGUCAGGGGGGGUUGGUAACAAAUGAUGUACAGUAUAACAUUGCAGAUUAGAUCUGCACACCCUUUUCCCCUGUAAUUUUAGUAUUUUAUUUUUGUCUGUUUUUAAGAAGAUGUUCGUAUGCUUCAUGAUCAGAGUGUUUGUUUGUUUUUUUUCUCCUACCAAGUUCAUGUUUUCAUGAAACAACUUUAAGGAUGCCUUACAAUAAAAGCAACAACAACAAUGGCAAUUUUGAAUUCUUAUUGCUUUAUUUUAAUAACUUAAUAAAUAUCCUGUUCUGAAUAAAUAUUACUUUGUUAGCAGAUACUGACAAAAACACAUUUUCUCAUAAUUUAAAUCGGGUUGGGUGUAGAGAGGUCGGCGGCGGCCGCGCUGAGUCGCUGCUUCAACACCUGCAGCUCACAUUUGACGUACAGGUGACGCUCCCUGUCGUCCUCAAACGAGGGUAAACUGCAGCAGUCCAGACACAGUUUCUGAUCUUUCCAAUGUGCAGUGUCCUGAGCCAAAUGACUGAUGUUCAGCAGAUGAGAAGAAAUCUUCUUCUGGAUCAGUGGGGAUAUCUUCUUCAGGCGGCAACCAGAGGAAGCAAGGUAGGCUUCGAUGCUCUGCUGUCCCUGUCCCACCUGAUCUGAGUGGUUGAUGGACUUGCAGGGGGUGUUGAGGAGGCUUCCGGAGUCAUUCUGCAGGAGAUAAAAGAUGCUCAUGAACAUUCCUCCUCAUGUUUUGUGUCUGUUUUUUUAUCCAGUCAGUCAGUGAGUGUUGUCUCAUUUGUAUGUGAAAGUCUUCAUUAGAGCAGUCAUGCACAAUAAUGAUCAAAUUUUAUACUAGGGGAGACCGGGGAUAGUUGUAACACGGGUCAAUUACCAAACUUCCAAUUUCUCCAAUAGGAACAAGUUACGGAUCACCUGACUCACGCUGCACAUGCUUAGUCUAGUCCUUGUUCCACAUGUGUACAUGUAGGAUCCUGUGGUAGACUCAGACAAUUCAAAGGUAAGAAAGUAGCUUUUUUUUUUUAAUUCAGAUAUUUUUAUGAUAGCAUUGCCUGCUGUGUAGUUGAACUCAUCAAACUUGAGUCACGUUUUUUGUGUGUCUAUGUAGAUAUUUUUCUUGAAAGUUGUUCAUGCCAAAGUUUUAGCUGUUAGCUGUAAAGUAAGUUAGUUUCUGGUGAAAAGGGUCUGGGUUGGCUGUAACAACAAUCUGUUUCUUAUAUAAUUAUUUAAUUAAUAAAGUUUUGUCAUUAUCCUGAUUUUUUUAUGUUACAUUUCACUCCAGGGUUUGUUACAACUAACCCAGACUAUGGGGUAAAUUUUAACAUUUCUCUCCUUGGACUUUAGACUAAGUUAUGCAUUGUCUGUUUGUGUUGCAGGGGUAACUGCUACAGCCUUUAACAGCAGACACAUUUACCUAGUUUGUAUCACAGUUUGAAUGCAUUGGCUUAAAGGAGCUCGGAGAUACAGACAGAAAUGUAAAAAAUGUAACAACCAUCCCCGGUCUGCCCUACUUCAAAACUUCAGAGAUAAUGUUUCAAAUAAAUGGGCUAAAAUCUUGCUUAGCUUCUUUUCUGCUUGGUAUAAACUUUGCAAACUUAACCCUAAAAUUAGUUAUUAAAUGUUAUUUUAUGAGCCACAGUAUUCAUGAUAAUAACGUUUUGAACUCUGUACAAACAUCCAAAAAAAUCAUCUCUAAUAAUGAGGAACCCAACAGCUUAAUUAAAGCACAAUAUUUAUCUAAUUUUCAAAAUAAGUUCACACUAAAAAAGUCUUACCAUGAGUUUCAGAGCGCUCUGUAUCUCCUCCUGCAUCAUCUCGAUCAUCUCGUUUACGACCCCGGCGUCUCUUCCUUUUCUUACACUUCUGCAGGGUGCUUGUGUGAUCAGCAGGCACAGGAAGGUGAGUACUGCAAGUGAUACAAACGAGCACACAUGGGAAAUGAGAAAAAAAAUCAUCUGAAUACUCAGACAUACGCAGCACAGGCAGAGAUAGAGAGAGAGUUACAUCCUGAGAGUUUGAAAGUUGAGCAACGUCUCCCAACUGCAGAGGUUAAAGGACCAUCUGCAUGAAGAAAAGACUCAGCUGGACUCUUACCAGUAAAGAAAUCCAUCACACCAGCAGGCUUUGGUUAGCAGUAGGUUAUUUUCUGUGGGGACACUUUCUCUGAUCCCUCUUUUAAGGAUCAUUUUUAUCAGGACUCUUGUGAUAAAAUCAGGUUUGAUAUUUUCCCUUGUGUUUUAAGUUUGGUAUUUUACAGAAAGAGUCAUACAGGAUUUAGGUUUUCUGUUUUGGGAGUUCCCUCUUCGGAGUCUUUUCCUCAGAAAAAAAAAAGAAAAAAUCUUCACGUUGUGUGACAAAUGUUCCAGCCGUUCACAUAUCUGAUUAGAUCUUUAAAAGUCAAAAGGUGUGACAAAUAAUAAAAAAAUGUCUGUGUCAAAGGGAUUUCCUUUAGCUAAGUUUUACUGAUUGUGUCUUUAUUACAGACUUAUCAGGGACUAUCAAUUAAAAAAUUAAAAAACAAAAACAGCUUGAUACUCAUGUCAGCUCCAACCCCUUUUUUAAUAAGUCAAAUGAAAGUAAGCGUAAAAGGACAAUGUGUUGGUGAAGGUUAACACGGAUAUAAUAAUAAUAAUAAUAAAAAUAAUAAAAAUAAUUAACAUGAAAAUAAUAAUAAUAAUAAUAAUAAUAAUAAUAAUAAUAAUAAUAAUAAAUAUUUAUAAUGCGCCUUUACAGGUGGUCAAAGACACUUUACAAAAAACACAAUUUAAAAUACAGAAAAAUUUGAGUAAUAAGACCAACAAUGUAAAAGGUUAAAAAAGACCCAAUAUGAAAAGACAGUAAAAGAACAGUUCACAGGAUAAAACCUCAUUUAAAAAGGUGUUUUUUUUAGAAUUGAUUUGAAAGUAUGGGGGUCUGUUCAGUCUCGGAUGGGUUUGGGGAGUGGAUUUCAGAGUGUGGGGGCGGCAGCAGAGAAGGCUCUGCCCCCCCACAAGUUUGGUUCGAUCUAGAAAGUGAAAUCCAAAGGUGUGGACUCAAAUC
Messenger RNA from Xyrichtys novacula (pearly razorfish), 17785 nucleotides. NCBI's taxonomy places the organism in Eukaryota, Metazoa, Chordata, Actinopteri, Labriformes, Labridae. The record is from the annotation of a GenBank genome assembly.